Messenger RNA from Entamoeba invadens IP1, 2499 nucleotides. RefSeq lists its product as hypothetical. The transcript has a single exon. Gene Ontology annotation, biological process: meiotic cell cycle; regulation of synaptonemal complex assembly. The record is from RefSeq and is a predicted model, not a curated record. Bases 1 to 2499 code for a protein of 832 amino acids. Gene Ontology annotation, molecular function: protein binding. NCBI's taxonomy places the organism in Eukaryota, Evosea, Mastigamoebida, Endamoebidae.
AUGUGUGAAAUACUUGUUUCUAUAAAUGCUUUGAAAUCUCCAGUCGACUGGGAAAUUGUCAAAUCAUUGAAUGACAAAGUUGCCUUGGUUGAGUCUGGCGCAGUGAAAAAAUGUGGCGAAGAACGAAAAGAAGGGAGCGACCUUUGGAACUUUGUUGUAAAGAGUGGUGACACAACACCAUUAAAAAAUUCCUCGUGGCUCCGUUGGAUCGCUUGUCGGCUUGUGAUGCUUGAGAAGCGAGAGCAUGAUUUGGUGUUUCUAAAAAUGCUUGGGAAGACCGGGAAAUGUCUUGUUGAAUGUGGAGAGUUUUCACUUGGGUCUGACGUCUUCGACACAGCAACGUCUUUGUAUGACGAAGUGAUGAAAAGCGUUGUUGGAAAUCAAGAACGGCAAGACACUCGAAAAGUUGGAUGGAUGUUGUUUGUAUGGAGAAUGCAAUCUGCAUGGAAAGAGGGAAAGAUGGAGCUUGCGUGGAUGUUUUUCAAUAAAGCAAAGGAUUUGGUGAAAGACAGUAACGAAUCGAUUGAGGAUUUCUUGGUACUCAUAUAUAACAAAGUUCUUGAGAUGUACAACAUUGGAAUGUAUCAAGCGUCAAUCGAAUGGCUGAACGAAUACAUCCAAUUAUCGACAUCUGACAAGGUCAGGGUCGGAGAGGCUUUGAAGAUUGUGUCAAACUGCUACCUGCAUUUGGGUGAUGCUGAGAAGGCGGUUAGUUACAUCGAAAAGAGUCUGGAAUUUAGUAAGAACGAAGACUCUGAAAUGGUCCAUGUGAAGUGUCUGUUACUCGCAAACCCAAACUCUGCGAUCCAACCAUUCAAGUUGUUUAUCACGUCUCCUGAUGUGUCAUUUUCAAAUAAAAUUGCAAUAUGCAAAGCAGCUGGAGAUGUAAAAAAUGCUGACCUUGGGCUUUUCGGGUAUGAAACUCUCCUUUCUUCACUUUCCAAAAAAGACGUGGUCGACUCUCGUUUAUUCUUCGAGGUCUCCCAAAGCUAUUUGGAAUUUUUAUUCUCUUGCAACUCUGUUAACUACAUUUCGUCGCAGAAUCUUAUUGAGUUGGUAAUGAAGAACGUCCAAAGUGGAAAGGUGCAAUUUUUAUCAGAAGAGGUGUAUUCACUUGUUGCACUCUUAUGGGAGCGCGGUGUUUUUGAUGUGAAGAACGCCAACUUUAGAACAGGUAAUGAGUGGUUUACGUGCGCCUCGACAUUAAUGCACCUUACAAAAUGUACUGAACAUCUUGAGGAAUUAUCAAAAAACAUUUCAAUUUGCAGCUAUGAGUUGCACAACUACACCGAAGCAACAUCGUCAGCAAAAAACUCCAUUGAAGGUGGUUGUACUGACCUAAAACCAGAUUUUAUUUUGUUUUCAAGUCUCCUUCAUCUGCACGAUCCCGAGGGUGCAUCAAGUGCAUUAUCUUCCACGCUCCGUCGAGCAAGUUCGAACGACGACAAAGUCAAAUACCUUGAGGCAUGUUGUGGGGUUUGCGAAGAACAAAACGAGGAAUCCAUCCUCGUAAAAUGUCUCAGAGAAAUGUUUGCGUCACUUCCAGGAAACAGUGCCGCUGGAACCACGGUGGUUGUCUUCAAACAACUUCUUAAACGUGAAUGUUCGGUUGGUUUGCUGAAAAGGUUUUCCGAAAUGCUCCAAGGUGAUAGCGCUGGUGUUGUUGGUGAAGAGACUGGAGACGUAGAGUGGUGUCUUGCCUUUCUUUUCAACACGGGAAAAGCUAGUUACACUUCAAACUCGUUGUUGUUGUGUUGCUGGUGCUUUUUUGUUUACAAUGAACUAUCAAAGUGUUUCCAACCAUACAGCGAGUUAUACGAAAACAGAAUAUUGGCAUGUCUGAUGGGUGCCGCUUGUGGGUCAGAGAGUGUCGGGAAAGAAGUGUCCGAUCAAAUUAUGGUGAUGUCAAAAGAAGCAAAAGAAUGCCUUGAAAAAUUGAGAAUAAAAGGUUCAUCAAGUAACAACCCAAUUGACAAACUGGAGACCACUUGCAACACCGUUGGAGUCAAGGUAGCACUUUCUUUAGGAAACGGAGUCGAGGGAGCCGUUUCUUCGUUGAUACAGAGUGGAGCAAACCCUUCAGUUCUCGAACUUGUUGGGAUGAGUUGUGUUUCGGCUGGGAAAACGAGUGAAGGGAUAAAGUGUCUCGAAACCGCAAUCACACAGACGUGCAAAGAACCUGAAUUGAACGCAAAGCGAUUCGCAAGAGUGAUAAGAGAGAUUGUGAGUAAUUCGCCCGACGAAAAUGCGUUGAACACAAUAAAAAAAGCCCUCACUGUUAUGAAAAGUGUUGGCGAAAAUUACCCACCAACAGAAAUCGAGUGGCUCAUGGCCACGUCGUGGAACAAAGGAAAUAGGUCUCGGUAUUCCCAUGACUUUGGUAGGGCGGAGAGUUGGUUUACAACAGCACUGGACAUAUCGAUAUUUGUUAAAAACAAAGACGAUACCAAGAAAAUGAUGAACGAAGAGUAUCAAAAGUUCCACUCCAUUAAAGUUUAA